GCCAAUUCGCUCCGUAGCGGGGCGAUCAGCACCGGCGUGCCGGGACCCCGCCUGUCCCAAUGGGCUGGGCCGGGCUGGGCUGGCCUGCCCUGCCCUGCCCUGCCUGACCAUGACUUUUGUUAGACUGCUUUGCUUAGCAGGCAGGCAGGCCAGACCGUCGCCUCGUUCGCCUCGCAUGGUGACGCCUCUCUUUUCCCCCCUCUUCUUUCUUGUUCUUCUUGUCGUCGUCACUGCCAUAUUCCCUCGCUCGCCAGCAAUGUCACUCGGUUCCCUCUGCGUCCCAGGAAAAUGAACUGCUCCGGAUCGUCAUAAGUGCACACAGCCGCUAGCCCCGCUCCCCUUCCUCCCUCCCCCCUCCUCCCCCCAUCCCUCAGCCCAAACCCAAACCCAGCGAACCGGCCUCGACACGGCACGGGCGACGCCUUCUCUCCCCUCCGACCCACCGACCGACACACCUACCUACCUACCUAGGCACUCAGCCAUGCCUCAGGCUUCCUCCAUCGCCCCAGCGGCCAUGGCGACCUCUACCGCACACCCAGGAGGAAGAGGAGGCGGCGGCGGCGGCGGCCCCUCUUCGUCAACCUCGUCCCGCCCAGCCCCUGCUCGCCCCGUCCGGCUGACGUCUGCCGGCUCAUUCCACGCCGGCGCCCCGAUGCCCUCCUUCACCGGGCCCUACGACGCCGGCCGCGAUGCAAAGCCCCCCGGGCGCAGGCGCACCUUCCUCGGCCAUCUCAGCCAGAUGCGACGCCACUCCACCUACAAGUACCACACCUUCCCCACCCAGCCGCCAAAGACCCCCAGCGAUGCCCCCGACUCCAGCAACGCCAACUCGCCCUCGGAGGGGGAAGCCGCCCGCAGGAGAAGAGGGCACAGGCACACCACCAGCCGCGACAGCAACAGGGACGCCACCCCCCUCCCCCUCAGGCAACUCCUCCUCCUGGCACUGCUGAGCCUGGCCGAGCAGACCGCCCUCAACUCCAUCGGCCCAUACCUCCCCACCAUGGUCGCUGCCUUCCCCGAGAUACCGCCGGGCCAGGCCGGCUUGUACGUUGGCCUGCUUGCCUCCUCCUUCGCACUGGCUCAGCUCGUGACAAACUUCCUCUGGGGCUAUCUUUCUGAUCGCGUCGGGAGGAAGCCCAUAAUGCUCAUCGGCACCGCCCUCCUGUGCAUCUGCUUCGCCUUCUUCGGCUUCUGCGACACCUACUGGCACGUCCUGGCCGUCCACAUUGCCAUGGGGCUCCUCAACGGGAAUGCCGCCGUCGUGCCCACCGUCCUGGGCGAGGUCACCGACCGGAGCAACCAGAGCAGGGCUUUUACGUGGUUGCCAGUAAUGUAUUCCCUCGGGGGAAUCACAGGUCCGGCUCUGGGGGGCUUGCUCGUCCGAGACCCAGGCUCUGCCAGAUGGCCCUUCCUUGCUCCCAACCUCAUGUCCGCCGCCUUGCUCCUGGCCGCCGUAGUCGUCUUGGCCGUGUGGUUCCAAGAGACCCUUGACGAAGCUGACAGGAGACACGAGAUCAAAGCCCUCGCCUGGCUUGAGAACCUCUGCAUCUGCUCUUGUCUGCGUUCGGGAAACGGACGGCAACGUUUCAGGGGCACCACUUGGCCGACCUCCCCGACCGACGAUGUGCUUCAGGAGGAGGACGAUGGCGCUUACGAUGGGCAAGCUGCCACGGGUGAGCAAGACGCGCUCGUCCACUCGGCGCCAGACCUCGAAGCACAGGCGUCGCCUCGGGAUAACAAAGACAGUCCAGCCUCAGACCGGUCCGGCCUGCGGAAGUUGCUCAACUGGACCACCGUCAGCAUCCUGCUCACCUACCUCAUCUUCCAGGUCGCAAACAUCUCUUUCAACAGUCUCUAUCCCAUCUUCGCCUCCGCACCGGCGCCCACGGGUCGCGAGCUUGGCCCUGGCGUCAUCGGCGUUAGCAUGAGCCUGGCGGGGCUGGUCACCAUCCUGUUCCAGGUCUCCCUGUUUGAGCCCCUCAAGGCCCGUCUGGGCAACCUGGGCACGUUCAGACUGAGCCUCCUGGGGUUGGCUCUCUCCAUGACCUUCAUGCCGUUCGUGGGAUAUCGAGAUGGCAAUGCUCCAUUUGGCUGGGCUUCGGGCAGGUCGUGGUUGCUGGUUGAGCUGGGCGUCAUACUCGUGCUCAAGAACUUGAGUGCCGUGGGCGGGCUGAGCUGUGUUCUACUUCUUAUAACCAACUCUGCCCCUGCGCAUGAAACUCUCGGCUCGCUCAACGGUAUAGCCCAGACCCUGUCAGCAGCAGGCCGAUCGUUUGGGCCAUUCGCAUCUGGGGGCCUAUUUACGUUGUCGAUGCGCUUACAUCACAAAGGCGAGUUGCUCGCCUGGGGCGUGUUCGGCGGCAUCGCCCUCGUCGGAUGGGGCUGGACACUCUUCAUAAGGGCCGGAAGGCUCGAGAGUGAUGAUUACCUAGGCGGUGAUAACACCGACUAUAGUAAUAGCGAUCACCUCAGUGAGAACUCGGAGGGGGAAGCAGGAUAUACCGGUAUUAAUAAUAGGAGAAUCUAAGAGAAUAAUCUUAAUAUAAUAAGAAUAAAAUAAAA
Messenger RNA from Diaporthe batatas, 2562 nucleotides. RefSeq lists its product as uncharacterized. Lineage: Eukaryota; Fungi; Ascomycota; Sordariomycetes; Diaporthales; Diaporthaceae. The transcript is spliced from 2 exons. Bases 482 to 2527 code for a protein of 681 amino acids. Gene Ontology annotation, biological process: transmembrane transport. Gene Ontology annotation, molecular function: transmembrane transporter activity. The record is from RefSeq and is a predicted model, not a curated record.